This is a messenger RNA of Pseudophryne corroboree (corroboree frog), 2687 nucleotides long. RefSeq names its product SERTA domain containing 1 (gene SERTAD1). Gene Ontology annotation, cellular component: nucleus. NCBI's taxonomy places the organism in Eukaryota, Metazoa, Chordata, Amphibia, Anura, Myobatrachidae. The transcript is spliced from 2 exons. Gene Ontology annotation, molecular function: transcription regulator activity. Bases 249 to 1025 code for a protein of 258 amino acids. The record is from RefSeq and is a predicted model, not a curated record.
CCUCGGACAGCUUACUGGGCGUAUUCCCCUCAAAGCCUAGCCAAUAGGAGGAGCGGGGGGCGUGGCUGGAUGGAGGCAGCACUCCGGCAAACUGAGCGGCUAAGCAGUCACUGACAGCUCUGUGGCGAGAGUGGCUGUACAGCUGCCGAGGCUCCUGUGCAGGGCCGGGGGUGGGAUGCUGCGCUCUGAUUGGUCGCUGAUCGCCGCACGAAGGACGCUGAUUAGCUGCUGAGCAGCUGGGCAGACCCAUGUUGGCCAAAGGGAUCAAGCGUAAAUUUUCAGAGGUGGAGGGGGAGAUGGGAAGUGGUUCUGAACCAGAGAUGGCAGCGCGGAGCCAGAGCUCGCUGCCUGCGGUGCAGUCCCACUGCUUGAUGAAUAUAUCUCUUGUGAAGCUUCAUCGCAGUCUGCAUCAUGUGGAGCCCAACCUGAGGCAUCUUGUGCUGGUGGCCAACACUCUGCGUCGCCUUCAAGAUAACAUGCAGGCAGAAUCCGCUGUGCCAGGAGUGUGGAAAACCAUGGAAGACGGCUCCAGGAAGGACUACUCCCAAACUUUUGCCAAUGAGAGCAGAAAACCAGCCCCAGAAAUCCAGGGAGAAGACACCCUACUCUCCACCAUGGAUGCAUCUUUAUAUUCUUCCAUUUCCACCAUCCUUGAGGAUUUAAACAACUUUGAGGGACUGAGCAGUUCUCCACUUCCCCAGUCAGAUGAUGACCAGCUUUGUUGCCCAAAGGACAUCAGUAGGGAUGGGAGCAGAGAAGAAUCUAGUAAGCUGACGGCAACGUCAAGCCUCCUAAGCUCCUCCACCUACCUCCUUGGUGAUAACCUAGAAGACAUUUUUGAAGACAUUGAUACUUCUAUGUAUGAUAGCGAUCCCUGGUCGAACAGCAAUCUCUUAAACUUCAAAACAUUAUCUAAUAUGAAUGUUGCUGAGGAGAAGGCCUUGUCGGAUGGACAGGACUCUAUGCUAGAACUUAGUGACUUAGACUAUCUGAUGGAUGUUCUGGUGGGAACCCCAAACUGCUGAUAACCCCAGCUAGGACAUUAACAGGCACAAUGAUUUAUCUUGUAACAAGACACUAUUGUAAAUAAUAAGUGAACUUCAUUUUAAUUUAUUUUGAACAGAUAAACCCGAUGGUUAUUAUUCAGGGCGAGGGGAGGGUAUUAGUCUCAGUUACACCUGUCAGACACAAUCCAGAGAAAUAAGUGUUAGUUGCGGAUGACAAAUGUACUAUACUGAGAGGACUAAGGGGCUAUGAGGGGUAUUCAAUUAGUGCAGUUUUAUCGAUUUGUCGAAAAAACAACACUUUCCACCAUUUUGCAGGUCAUAUUCACAUUUGACCUAUUCAAAGCCCGGCCUGAUUUUUCAACUUGUUGAAAAAUCCGUCCGGCCAAAUACCACGUGGAUCUGUGAAUUUGCUGCCGAUCCACGUGGUUUUUCGAAUUUGCAGGCAUUUUCGACAGGUUUUUUUGGUCCAUCUUCGCCCAUGCCGAUUCAAAAAAAAAAUCAAAAAGGCAUGGUGAAAACGGAGCAAAAACCUGUCAAACGCCUGUGAUUGAAUAGCCAAUGGUCGAAUUAGUGACGGUUUUCUGACUGUCGGGGAAAACUCUGCACUAAUUUAAUAUCCCCCAUUGUUGACCAUGAGCUAAUGAAUGAUGCACACAUCUGCCUAUCUAUGCCAUAGAAAACAAGUGUAAGCAGGCCUUUUCAGUAUGAGAUUGUUUCACAUUUUUAAAAAACUUUCCACAAGUUUCUGAACAAGUUGUUAAAUCAUUUUGUAAAUCCUGCUGUACAAACAAACUUUUAUAUGAAAUCAUAAGACGAAGCCAUUGGGACUAUUUGUCCUAGCACAUAAUAAAUGUAUAUAAAACCUAUAGAUAUAUAAAUCUUCUAUAUUUUUAGGACAACUAAUUUUAGCUUAAAUGCCUUACUCAUGCCACAUUUCUAUACAGCCUUCAUGGGUUCCCUCAAAUUCUGUCACCAAAUUGGUGUUGGUUUAUGUAAUAUUUUUUUUUUUUAAAUUUUAUUAUUUGGUAUGUCCAAUGAAAGAGUGAAUUAUUUUAAUAUCUGAUAAAUGCAACGGUGAUUAACAUAAUACAAUUUUAAAUUGCAGGUUUUUCUUAAUGGUUUUAGCUUUUCUCAAAAAAAAAAAAAAUGAAAUAAAAAAUAUAAUUUUAAAAUUGUAGAAAUGAAGCAAUAUCAUAUGUAUAUUUCGAUCAUGUUAAUGAAACUGAUUUAACCUGAAGUGGUAUUUGGGUUUAUAAGCCAUAGUCAUUGACUGUCAGCUUGUAUUCAGGGAGAAAUAUUUCCAAAUUCCAUGCCGGCUUCCGAUAGGCCCUCUUCCAGAACAGGAAACUACUCCUACUGUAAAGGCCAGUUCUGUUACCUCACCUUGACAUUUGUUUCCCUGUAUUUAUUUAAAAAAAAUAAUUUUAUUUUCCAGUGGCGUUAUUAACGAGGGAUUUUUCCCUGUAUGAUGCAGGAGAUUCUGUAACCCCCAGAAUUUAGAAAAAUUCUACUUUUUUUUUUUUAAUCAUCAUUUCAGCUGUAAAGAAAAGGUCUGGUGAUAGUAUUUAUUGACAUUUUGUGCUCGUCCUGAAUUAAUUUUCUUAAUUUUAACACUUGGAUUAUCCUUAUUUAUCCUUUUGUGAAUAUUUAUGAUCAGAAUAAAAUGGAUUUUCAUAACUG